GCACGUUCCCAGAAGAAGAAGAAGAAGAAGAAGAAGAAGAAGAAGAAGAAGAAGAAGAAGAAUAGACGAUGAAGAAGAUGAAGGAGAAGAAGAUGAAGGAGAAGAAGAUGAAGGAGAAGAAGGAGAAGAAGAAGGAGAAGACGAUGACGGAUGACAAGAAGAAGAAGAAGAGGAAGAAGAAGAAGAAGAAGGAGAAUAUGGCGACGGAGGACAAGAAGAGGAGGAGGAGGAAGAAGAAGAAGGAGAAGACGACGACGGAGGACAAGAAGAAGAAGAAGAAGAAGAAGAAGAAGAAGAAGAAGAAGAAGAAGAAGAAGAAGAAGAAGAAGAACGAGAAGAAGAAGAACGAGAAGAAGACGAAGAAGACGAAGACGACGAAGACGAAGACGAAGACGACGAAGACGAAGAAGAAGAAGACGAAGACGAAGAAGAAGAAGACGAAGAAGAAGAAGACGAAGAAGAAGAAGAAGAAGAAGAAGAAGAAGAAGAAGAAGAAGAAGAAGAAGAAGAAGAAGAAGAACGAGAAGAUGAAGGAGAAUACGGCGACGGAGGACAAGAAGAGGAGGAUGAAGAAGAAGAAGAAGAAGGAGAAGAAGAAGAAGGAGAAGACGACGACGGUGGACAAGAAGAAGAAGAAGAAGAAGAAGAAGAAGAAGAAGAAGAAGAAGAAGAAGAAGAAGAAGGAGAAUUGGCACAUCUUGUUGGGAGUCUGUCAGCUCUUUUUCUCGGUGGAGUACCAAUGGAGCAUUGCUCCUAUCCAUGGUUGUGGUGCCCUAGUUCACCCGCAUGUUGUUCGACAGUUUGUUCAUCACGAACGGACAGCAGAGGCUUGCACCGACAUCAUGGGGAAAGGACAUAAGCAGUCGUCUAAGAGUAUGAAGAAGCACAGGAAAGAAACUGGCAAUGCCGAUGAGACAGAGGAACGAAUAGAUAAGUUGGCGGGAAAUGACAAGCAAGAGAGUGGGAGGAGUGAAGAUGCGGAAGAGCAGGAUGACGAGGGCGUAAAUGUUGGUCGGACAGAUCAAGGUCACAAUAUGGGUAGUCAUGAUGAGGAGGACAAUGAUGACGGUGGUGAUGAUCGUGGUGAAGAGGAAGGCGAGGAGGAAGAGGAGGGAGAGGAGGAGGAAGAGGAGGAAGAGGAGGAAGAGGAAGAAGAAGAAGGAGAGCUGGAGAAGGAGGAUGAUAAGGUUGUUGCUGAUGUUGGACAUGGAGGAAUUCGAAGCCGGCAGGGUGAAGGAGAGGGGCGUGGUAAUGACAUGUUGGCGGAAUAUGAGGUGGGUCAACAAGGGCGGCAGCGGAGAGAGUGGGAGAAAAGUGCAUCACAAAAUCUGCAGACACCGUUUAUGUCCGCUAUCUUAGUUGAGCAGGCGUCGGAUAAGACAAAGAAGAUUGCUGCACGUUUACUCUCGAAGGAUCCGAAAAUCAUGACUGAAGUGAUUGAGGAGAUGCAGUCUUCUCUGAGCAGCGAUUCUGAGGGCAUCGUCCUACGAGAAUAUAUGUUGAUGUCACCAGGUGCGGUGGAGGUGCUUACUAUGUGGGAUUCUCAGCAUCAGGCAAACACUUUGGCAGUUUGCAUCCCACUGGUUUCUCUCGUUACCCUCAUGCUUGAGCACCCAUCUGCAUCUCUUGGUGCAAUCGAGUCAAUCGGGCCUGUUGGUCCGGCGAAGAGGAGUGCAAUACUUGCCGUGCAUGCAAGGCUGGAUGCCCUGGCGCAAUCUAUCGUUGGGAACAGGAUGAAGACAAUCUACUCACAUCUUUCGUCGGGAAAUCCACAUCGGGCUAAUGUGGCUCUGCUUUUUCUUCGAGCUGUUGUUCUCCGUGGACGAUUUGUUGCAAGACAACUUUUGGAUACUUUCGAUUUUAACCUGGCCGCUUUACAGAAGAUACCUUAUUAUCCCCGAUUGCGUCCUGACAGUAGCUACUGGGACUGCGACGAGGCCAAGCUGCCUCAUGCUUUUGACAUGAACAGACGGAUGGGGAGCACACAAACACGUGUUGUGUUCAUCGAGUUUGCCCUGGCAUUUCUGCAGUUGGGUGACCCCCUCACUGUGCGCAUGGCUCUGCAGAAGAGGACUCUGUUUUCCCCUAUUCUUCAAAAGCUAUCGUGGGACCAUCCUCUGACAAUAUUUCGGGUGCUCUCGUUUCUCAAAAUGCGCGUGCUUGCGGAGGACAUGGCAGUGCCACGCAGGUUAAAGGGCCUUGUCUUCGGAAGCACCGCUUUGGAUCAACUUUCCCAGAUAUCAGCAUACGAGGAAAUGGUGGAUCGGCCCACGAACUUUACAAGGACAACCGUGACCCAUCUCAAGGUAGCUGCAAUGGAGGCAGACUCUGUCCUUGAGCUUCUAUGCACCGACUCAUCUCAGGGUGUCUGUCCAGCAGCAGGAGUGCAAGUCGAGAAGCUUGUGUCCUCGAUCGAGGGGAAUUCGAAGAUAGGAAGCGCAUUUGGCCGAUUCUUGAGGUUCAUGAGGAAACUGAAUAUUUCAACUGUUAAAUCACAUGCCAGGCUUCUUCUUGUGACUGCGAAGACGUGUCCAGCACUGGCAAAAGCAUACCUCAGUGUUUGCCGAGACUCGCUCGAACCCCGACCAUCUUUUCGAUGGUUUGCGUCCAUGUUUGUAAUCAACCGGCUGGUAUUUAUUGCAGGAGAAAGCCCAUCAUUCUUUGUGAAUGAGAUAGCCAAACUGCGAGGGCCCCCACCUGUAAACGGAGAACUUGUGCGCUCGAUGCUUCAGUGGCUUAUACCUAUGGAUAAAAGUCAACUAAACCGAGGAUUGCAGCAUUCUGACGUGCUAGUUAAGUACACGUGUGUAUGCACCUUGUUAUGCGUUCUUCGGGCUGUUCAGGCUGUCCUUGAAGGCAUUUCCCACAAAUUCUGUGAUUUGUUAGUGCUGUUUCCUGAACAAUCACGUGAUGGCGCCACAAGCUUUUCAAGUUUAGAAAUGGAGAAACUUGACUCUGAGACAAAGAUGGAAAGAGCGCAGGACAGGCAUUGUGGGAUGGUCAAAUUGGAAUUCCUCCAAUCCUGGUUGACCUUUGCUGAAGGCCUUUGUGAAGUGGUGCACCCUCUCUUGCCAGACCCUCAGGUGUUGAUUGGAGUGUAUACGUCAUCGCUCGAGGAUGGCAGGCCCAAGGAGGAUGGUGGGAAGAAAACUAGCAUGGCAAAUGAAGCAGCGGAGCGCGGCAAAUGGUCAGGAGGAGAGCUGCGUCGUAACAAAGUUCUGGAUGGCGGACAGGAAUAUUUUCAGACAUCUGCAGCUGGCAGACCUGAGGGGAUGACGAUGGACGCUUCGAGGACGGGUCGUGCAUUGGUUCAGAAAGAUGAAUUCGCUGUUGAUGCUGAAGAUGUGAUUGCAUCGGCAGAUCCGAUGGAUGAGAGCGAAGCAGAGGGGCUAAGCAUCAGGGCAGCGAUGAGGACAAAGGUGCUGGGCGCUUUGACAGUGUAUCAGCAAAUUUUGCCUGAGUCACUUUCAAGCUUUCAUUUUGAUCCAUUUCGACUGCUCCCAGAGGACCCUACACAUCUUGCAGAGGUGCAUCAACGAAGUCUUCUCUCGCUCUUGGUUGCAUCAUUGCGGAGUUCUAGCGGGCUGUCGUUGCAGUUUGUAGCGGACAUUCUUCAUCCGGGGAAAUUUCUUCAACCCAGAAUCAUUGAUGGAGCAGAUGGCGGAUUUGGUCGUGGCUUUUAUUCGGCAUACUGUACUGACGAUAACGAUGAAGCGAGAAAUGAGGUUGAGUUUGUCUCACUAGGAAGUAGUAGUCAAACAUUCCCACAAUUGGCAAGGCCGCAAUUGUUGUCGAUCUUCACGCUCGUGACCUGUGGACAGACAGAAUAUAUCCGAAAGCAGGCUUUUCACUUGGCCUGGAAGGCAAUGAGCAGUACGGGUGCAUUUGAUACUUGCGGCUGGGAAAUUGCCAUUUGGUUGGGAAUGCUGCAAUGCCGACACCAAGUUAUCGAGGAUGGAGGUAAGGACUUGCCAGCAAGGUCGACACGACGCGGGUAUUCGUUGAAAUCAUUGGCAGCGGUGGCUUCAUUUCUAGUCGAGGCGCUGAUAAGCCUGAGGAAGAACUGGUACCUUCAUCUUGAGCAUAUCCAGAAAGUUCUUUCGGAUCACGAACUUCUCAACCGCGAAGGAAAAUGGGGCGUGCGUCUACAGUUUGCUAAUGGGAAGGGCAUUUCUGAAAUUCAUCACUUCAGUGCGAUGGUCGUAUGUGUGCUUGGAAACUGCCUGAAGGUUCUAAGGGGUUCUAAAGCAGCCGAAGUCUCGCGGCAGUCGGUGAUUGCAGCGUAUACUGUGAGCGCGGUUGAGUUACUUUUACAGUGCCAGACGGAUCGCGUUUCACUGGCAGUCGUUUUAAGGUCCAUCCUGUCUUCUGAAAGCCACCUCUCUUCGGGAAACGAUCUUGGCCAGGAAGGCGGGUUUCAUUGUGAAUGGGCUCCUGUCCAGCACUUACUGGCAAUCGUGAACGGAAUUCUAAGUGGAUGUGAAGUCGAUGAUGCGGACCAGAGUGUCCAGGCAGUUCCGAAUGGCACAUUUGUCCCAUUUGGGACACGUAAACAAUCAAGCAAGGCAAAUGAGCAUUUGAUGUGGAGUGGCUUGCCUGUAAAGUCAGUGUUGGACGUCUGCGCGGCGUGUGUUGUAGCCAGCAAAGAGGUGGAGUCUCAAGCUGUGGUUGUAAUGACAGAUGACGAGGGAGAGGUGGAUGGACAAGUAGCUGUUGAAACGCCACGGCGUAAUGACGAUUUGCAGGAUGACCUACAGUCUGCGUUCCUGCAUGCAAUACUCAGCAUGCAGCCUGAAUCUGUGGCAGAGCAUUUUCCCAAUCUAGUCCAUGUUUGCAAAACCUGCUUUGGUGGUGACUUCAACACAAUUUCAGUUUUCUGUAGCACGUACUCGUCUUUGCUCCGGCAGUCGAUUUGGCUGAAAGAAUUUCUUGAAGGGGAAAGUGAUCCUAUUGAGAAGCCUGGAAAGGAUAGCAGUCCGCUAAAGGCAGACAAAAUAGGUAAUAACACGGCAGCAAUAGAGGAUGAUCACUCUGCAUCGCUGGAAGAUGCGGCGGACAUGGAGGUGGAUGAAGUCGGCAAUGCACAGGUUCUGCCAUUCGACAUAGGGAAGAGAGGGAGAUUAGGAAAAGAGAUUGUCAAAUUCUUGUCGUCAGUUGAACCCGCUGUCGCAUUCGAUCUGACCAUGCCAAAGGCAAUAGGAGUGAUGGUGAGACCUGUUAUCAUGGAUACUCUGAUGGCAGGAAUUGAGAGGUCUCGUCCUCAUUUGAAAAUACUUUGCGUGAAACUGAUUGUGUCAAGGCUAGUGACAAUGCGACGUAUGCACUAUCGUAGUUCCGAUCUCAAAUCCGUCCGGGAGGACCUUCAUCGUUUGAUUACGACCUCCACGCCACUGGACAUUUUACGCCCAGAUAGUAAGCUGUGGAAUCCCAUCACUGCUUGCUUUCACCUCCUCGGCUUUGUGUUGAUGCCACCUCCUUGCAAAUUAGACUCGGAAGACAGUUUGUUGAAUGAUUUGGCUGCACUUCUUCUCGGUCCGACUGGCCUGCUUGAUAUCUAUCUUUGCAAUGUAGAGCCUGUGGACGAUAAUGUGAAGAGCCAGGGCUCCCUCUUGUAUACUGUCCCAAAUGCUAUCGACCUCCACAUCACACUGCUGGUGAAGAAUAUUCUUGAACAUUGUUCGCCUUUGUGGUCUGAUUCAGCAAAAGGGGAUGUCUGGCUUAAUGGAAGGAAGUCGGCUGCAGUGAAAUUGUGUGCCCCUUAUGUAUCUCAGGCGUUUGGAAAGCUCAAGCUUCAGUUAAGGUCGCUGAGCACUCGUGCUGGUGAAGUAGAAUGCGGGUCGACCAUGAAGAGGCAUCCAAAUGGGAGAGCAGUUGACAGCAGGAGAUCCUCGUCAUCAUCUGCAGUGCUGCCAGAAGAGUGUGAUUCCGUUCUACUGUAUAGCUGCAUGGUCCUCGCACCAUACUGUGAGUUUCACACUGCAAUGGCAUUACUCAAGUUGCUUCUCCUUUCCGACGACUCUGGACCGGCUAAGCGAGGGGCGUAUAUUCAAGGAAAUAAUGCACCAACGAGUGCAAGUCUUGAUAAUCUAGCCUUGCGCCUUGCCCUGGUGGUGUUUGAAAGAGGUUCCAAGAGUGGUGUUCACCCGCCUGUCGUAGAACCCGUGGCACGAAGAGUGUCGUAUCGAAGGUCUGCAGCACAAAGUAACGGUUGCCGUGAACCUCGUCCGAGCGGCAAUGGAGCAGAUAUUGCCGUUGAUCUCGUAAGAAUCUUCCAAGGCAUCUGUCAAUUUGCAUUAACGAGGCCAUCAGCUGCUGUGGAUCAGUGUAUUUUGGCAGCAGUAACUGCUUCAUCUUCCUGUAUAGAUGGUAGUAGUAGGUCUUGGUCGCCGGUGUUUGAUUUCUCCUUGGCUGUGCCUAUCCAAUACAUGUCUUUGAUUACUGAACAGCCAACACCGACACGGAGCUUGGUGGUUGAGCAGUUGGUUCAGAGAAACCCGCUUUUUCGAGGAGCCUUUCUCCGUAUCCUGGCAAAGGGAGCUGCGAAUCAGACUGCGGAUGAUGAAGGUCUUGCAUCGCUGAUGGUUGAUGCAAAGAGAGUUCGCGACGCGGAAGAGAGUCAUGAGAGCGGAGAGUGCCACAUACCUGGCCCACAUCUUACGUCUCUCCUGAGGUCCAUCAAGCAUAGUCUGGAUGCUGAGGAUGAGAAACUGGCACGGCCAGUGGUAUCUGUUGUCCGAUCGUUCCUCCUUGGUCUCCUCAAGAGAAGAGCAGGGGGAGGCACACGGGACUCUGCACCCGUGAGUGAUCAAGAAUGUGUGGUCACAUGCAAUGCAUCUUGGCCUGUCAUCCUCGAACUUCUUGAGAAGUGCAUCGCUAUCAUGCCUCUGACGUACGAGUCUGAAUCAAGGGAGCUUGUGAGGUCGCUAGUUCCAAAGGGUGGCUGGGCCCUCCCAAACGUGGCCGAGGGCUUCGCAGACAGCAAACUGAAUGAGACGGAUUGUAACAUGGUGCUUGAGGAGGUCGCGGGCGUCUCGUGCGUUGCUUCUGCGGCUAGGUUGCUGCUUGCCGAGCAUCUGACAGGAGGCAGAGGGAAGCCUCGUGAAAAUGACAAAGAGAUGGCAGGCCCUGAGUGUGGCGAGGGGGUUGUCGACAAGGAUGUGAUGAUCAAUGGGGGCUUUAAACGCCCCAGCACAGCUGAUGGACUCAGAAUGGAAGCUUCAGAUAAACGAGCAUCCAAAGAUGCCGUUAGGUAUGCUGUGGCUUUGAUGAUGACCUUGUCAACUGUGUACAAAAGCCUCAAGAAGGGUUUUUCAGGAUCAGCAUCUGGUCAGAUUCCUGGACUUGAGGAGGCUGUGCAGGAUUUGGAAGACAAAUUGCAGGGUUGCUUACUGAGCAUUGCAAAGUGGCUCGGCGGCCCCGUUGGUGGAAAGUCGUUUGCCUCUGCCCUCAGGAUCUUCACUAUGGCAACUCUUCGCCAUCGAUACGCUCAUGCCACAGCGUUCAGUUGCCUGUCAGCGUUGUACAAUGCCGUGAGCUGUGGGGAUCAUAAUCUGUUAGAUGGGAGACAUCAAACUCCAGUUGUAGGAGACGGUGGCACUCAGGAUGCCAAACACAUGAAAGAGUUCGAUGAUGUUCGCAGGCUCGCUGUUGAGGCGUUUGAACUGUUGGUUGCCCAUUCACACUUUGUGCCAACCCUUUUACAGCAGCACAAGUCAGCAGGACUCCCAGCAGCUUUCGGAAAGCAUGCGGAAAAAGACCCUCCGAAUACUCUGAUGUCAGUUGUUUCACUGAUCGAUUCCCCUGUCAUCAUCGAUCCUGCAAGUGCUCAGUGUGGUGAUGGUCUUGAUUCGUAUGUCCAAGGAACGAGAACAGCCAUGGUUUCCAGAAAGCAAAUGCCAACAUCAGCACCCACUGCUGUAGCGCCUGCACAUAGCAAAGGUGUUGAGAAUGGAUUUCUAAUCAAAGAGAGUGAGGAAGAAGUCAAGUUGGAGGUGGUUUGUCUUCUUCGUGUUUUGCUUCGGUGGCAGCCAUGGCUGGAAGCUGUUGAAGGACAAGGGCUUGAAGCUGUCGGGUGGGCGGAGUUGCUGAGUGUACUGAUGGCUUGCUAUGGUGCCACGAUGAGUCGGCUGGACCGUCAGAUAUUGGACGUAAUGCUGAAGAUCGAGAAGUUUGCACCACCGGGCAUUGGGCAGGGAAUGGCGGAGUUCGACUUCUUGUGGGGGCAAGUAGCACGGCGGGUGAGGAAGGAGAGGAUGUCUUGUGGUGAGCAGAGAAGCAGUGACCAAGAGCUGGAAGCACGCCAGCGCACAUUCAAGGAGUUCUUAAUUGACCCACGACGAUGCGCGUUGACCGUCUUGUUUUUCCCAAAGAAUAGGCAGCUGGAGAUUACGGGAGUGACUGACACUGAGGGAGUUGAAUCAGGUACAGAUAAGGGUGAAGAGGGACAUGGAGUACAGAUCAAAGGGGACCAACAAGUAUAUGGAGCUCUGGUGGGAUAUGGUGCUGGUUCCUUUCUGAAAGCCGAAGAGGAUUUGAAAGCUGCAGGAUAUGAUCCAGCUUUUAUAUUCCGGCUAAUACAUCAUGGAAUUGACAACAAACUAUUUGAUGCCCGUGAAUUUGUUCGCUUGGGGCUGUUGUCCAUUGCAUUUGCCAGCCUGAGCUCUGCUGUGGAGGACAUGAGGAAAUGUGGCUACACAUUGCUUGCAAAGUUUCUUACGCUGCUGGAGGCUGAGGCUAUCUUCAAGGAGCAGCCACAGGUUCUUGCCCUUAUCAACUAUGUGAAGAAUGCAAUCACAAUGGAGUGGCAGCGAAUCCCAUGGAUUCACUCUAUCUUUGCGGCAGAAGCAGCUUGUGUGGCGGUUCAUCCAGAUAACCCUCACUAUGUUGCCGUGAACAAGUUCAUUCUGAGCCAGCAUGCUCUUGACUUAAAGGAAACACCAUUGUUCAACAGGAUGUUUUACAGUGACACUCUAAACCACAAAAGUGAGCGCAUGUUUAUUCUUCAGCUGCUGGGCGCAGGCCUCCUUUCCUCUGCCGAUGCCAUCAUUUUGCGGCACAAUAAGGUGUUUGAAGUCCUCAUGACUUUUCAUGGCUCAUCCAUCGCAGAUACUUUCACGCGUAAACUUAUACUUCAGGUCUUGCGGAGGGCUGCACGUGUACCGUCGUGCGUUGUCGAUCUCGUCCAGCGCACAGGAUUGAUCUUGUGGCUGGGAAAUGCAGUUUCAACCGCAGCUAUGGAGGCCAGCACCGAGUCCGGAGCCGACUGCCUUUUGGGAAAGAAGAAAGGGAUGGGAGAUACUGCCCUUAUGGCAGUGCAGACCCUAGAAAUUGUCGCUACCUCGUCUGGCGUCCGCGAGCUGAUAAACUCUGGCAUUGCACUCCAGGAUGCCGUCUCCGUGGUACAGCUGCUUUCCGACACAAUGUCGGAUGGCAGGGUGUCGAUGGAGAUUGCAAACCGGUUGCGUUUAUCCGUCCUGAGAAUCAUCGGCACCGUUCACGCUUCAAUAUCGCGAACGCAAAGGAAGAUCAGCAGCUUUGUCUUGCCGUCAUACAGCAACUUGCAUCGUAUUCUUUGUUGGGCGGGCUCUGCGGCAUCUGCUUCUCAAUUCGCUGAAACGACAACAGUGGAAACGCUGAAGCUCACAUUGCAAAUCAUUUUGAAAUCUCCACCUCGUACCAAUGAGAUGAGUCAGAGGGAGUUCAUUGCAUUUUGCAGAGUGAUGGAGUGGGCAUUGAGUGCAGUUAAGAGGCUUGAGAGUUUCCAACGCUUGAAGCAACCUUUGUGCGACAGCGGCCCGGGCGAGCUUCAUUCCAAGGGAACUUCAGCAGAGGUCAACGCAGCCAGCACAUUUGCAGCUCAGCUACUGCGCUGGACAUCUGCAGUGCUUGUGAGAGGGACACAUUUCAGUGUGAUAGAGUCAGCCUCUGCGGGGACCACCGUUGUCGGAAACGACUCUCACCGAGACGAAGAUGAUGAGAGCGCUCGCUUCUGGACAGCAAUGCUUCAGCAGUUAAUGGCGAACCGCACGCGUAAAGUUUUGCCCGGCGCGUGUCUUUCGAACACCACUCAUGCUCAGAAACUCGUGUCAUCCAUAGUCGAACUAUUGCUUUUCACUGGCAGGAGUGGUGCAGGAUAUGGCGAGUCGCUCAAGUACGCAACCACGGCUCUCGCAAUACUGGCGCAAGAACUUUCAGCACACCUCCUUGUGAAAGGAAAUCGACGAGCUGAGAACGUGCUGCGAGAAAUGAUGCAAGUUAUUCUGAAGGAGUUGCCGGAUCCCGAGGAAGUUGACGAGGACUGGCAGUAUCGGUAUGCGGGUAAAUCGCAGCAAGACGAUCCACAGAAUGGAAAAACCUCUGCGAUUCCGAGACACCAGCGAGAAUACGAAAGAGUUUUACGAGAAGUCAUGUUCAUAUUCCUUCGAGAAAUGUGGCAGAAUUUACCACCAUACCACUCACUGCUUUUCCUGCAGUUGAAGGCUGCUUAUCCAACACUGUCGUACAAUGUGACGGUCGAACGCCCUUGUCAAGGAGAAGCCAGCAUUACCAAACGAGACACGCCGGAGCAGGAGGAGGAGGAGGAGGAGGAGGAGGAGGAGGAGGAGGAAGAGGAGGAUGCAGAAGCAUCCAUCUCUCUGGGCUUAUCAACAGCACUGCAGUCUGUUGUUUCUGGGAUCGUUGAGCGAUUAUGUCUUGUGAGGGAUAGUUUUGCUCCGAGGGAUGACAUUUCCGAAGCCUUUUCGUCGAGGUUCCAGGCGACCAAGUACUCUGAACACUCGGACAACAAUACGGACCAAAGGGUCUCUUCGCCUAGGGAUGGAUGGAAGGAAGGUUUUAGGAAGACGGCAGAGGAGGAGAUGAUGAGGGACUUCCUACAAGGCAUGGAGCUGAUGCUGAAAGAGGCCGAAGAAUUGUGGACGGAACCAGAUGACGGCCGUCAAGGCGGGGUUGUGAAUGAUGCAUCUGUCAUUGGGAGGAUUGAAGCCGGAGGAGUCCACGUGUUCAGCAAAGGACGAGAAUGUUUACCGCGCAACCAACCAGGAGGGAGAGAUGAGGCCUCGGUCAGGGGUCCUCUUCACUUCCCCAGUACACAUGAGGAGUUGACCCAGACGAAGCCUCGAUCCAUCAAUGGAAAACCGGUAUUGGCUUCGUCAAAGGAGAGAACAUCAACGCUGAGUGAUGAUUUUGACACCACUAAGGAAAUAGAAGUUGCUGAGCAUCCGUCGGGGACGCGGCACAAGCACUCGAGGAAGCAAAGGCGUGGGGAGCAUGACGGGGAUGACGAUCGGAAGCAUGGACAGAGAGAAGCAGACGACACCGAGGAAGGAACGAGAGACCAGAGUGAGCGUCCAAGAAAGAAAAGGAGCAAAGAAGAGAAGGAGAGGCAUCAAGGGCAUGAUGAUGCCGGGGAGCACGAUCCAAAUGAGGAUGGAAAGCGCAGGCAGAGAAAAGAAGGCGACAGGGAGGAAAGGGAAACAGACCAGGAUGAGCGCCCAAGAAAGAAAAGGAACAAAGACGAGAAGAAAAGACGGCAAAAGACCGAUUAACUGGCUAUCGAAGAAGGUACGCAUCAGGAGAAGCAUACCAUCUGCUCCAAAUUGGAACCACUUCAGGCAUGGACCAUCAAAAGGGAUGUACCAUCUGGUCCAAUUCUCAACCGCAAGAGAGAGAGAGAGAGAGAGAGAGAGAGAGAGAGAGAAGAAAACAGGGCAAGUUGCAAGUCGGGAAAAAACAAUGACCAGAGUAUGAGGCAGUAGAAAAUGUGUGGAGAAGAGGAAUAUGCAUCAAACGUAUGAUGAAAGGAUGAAAAGAUGAAGCAGAGGUAGCGUUGGUAGGAUGGACCGCAUUGGUUGGCUGAACAGUGUGAGGCAGCGGAAAUAGUGUGGGAGAGGUGGAUGGCAGAGAUGGUGAAAAGGGAGAGGACGCAGAGCCAAAGUUACAUUGGUAGUCUUGUGGAUAAAUGAUGCAGAUUUUUUGACCAGUAGAGCAUGUGGGAAGAAGGGAGAUAAGAGAGAGAAACGACAACGUAAAUACGGAGAGAGAGAGAGAGAGAGAGAGAGAGAGAGAGAGAGAGAGAGCGAAAGUGAGACAUUGAGCCACAGAGACAAAUGGUAGGGAGAGUGAAAAAGGGAAGCGAUAUUCAUGUAGUGUAUCUUGUGAUUCGCCUGUACUAUUUUAACGUGCCCCAGAGUCGAUGAGCACCCAGC
This is a messenger RNA of Chara braunii, 12206 nucleotides long. The record is from the annotation of a GenBank genome assembly. NCBI's taxonomy places the organism in Eukaryota, Viridiplantae, Streptophyta, Charophyceae, Charales, Characeae.